Messenger RNA from Nothoprocta perdicaria, 2977 nucleotides. RefSeq names its product ATP/GTP binding protein like 3 (gene AGBL3). NCBI's taxonomy places the organism in Eukaryota, Metazoa, Chordata, Aves, Tinamiformes, Tinamidae. Gene Ontology annotation, biological process: proteolysis. Bases 290 to 2806 code for a protein of 838 amino acids. The transcript has 17 exons. Gene Ontology annotation, molecular function: zinc ion binding; metallocarboxypeptidase activity. The record is from RefSeq and is a predicted model, not a curated record.
AAGUCUCGCGAGACGGGAGCGCGGUCGCCGCGCUUCUCAGAGCUUUGACGAAUUCCCUGCUGACAAGCCAGCCUCCCACCUCCUGUCAUUCCCUCUGCUUACAAAACUUCCCAUGCUUUACAGAAGUGCUGAUAGCAUCAGAUUGUUACCUCUCGUGCCAUGCUAGCCAGCACCAACUCACUGUGGUAUAUGCUGUGUGUGACUCUAGUUACGCACUGUUCUGUGUGUGAUUCUGUUUACGCUCAUCUUUUUGCAAGACAAAGCAGAUCUCUGUCAUCUGGCUCGGAGAAUGGUGCCCCAUCUGAACGCGCCGCAGAAUCUUCAGGGCUUGUCUCCUGCGGGCCAGCUCUCCCUAGUGCACUGGCCACACCAGUGUGAGGUCAUCAGGGACAGAAUUGAGCACAUUGAUUGGACACCUCCUAGGCCUGAGCCGUUGUACACUCCAACUGGUUUGGAAAUGAAGCCAUCGUACCAGUCUGCUGGCGAGGGCACUGUGAUCUAUCUGACAGAAGAAGCUAACAAAGAUUCGGGUUUUGUGUAUUCUCGAGUGAGAGGUCUCUCCCCUUCAAAGCAGAUCCUCCAUGAGAACGGGGACAACACGUUGAUCUUUGAAGCACGAUUUGAGAGCGGGAAUUUGCAGAAGGUGGUCAAAGUGAAUGAGUUUGAGUACCAGCUGACGCUGCGCACCGACCUCUACACGAGCAAGUACACGCAGUGGUACUACUUCCAAGUGAGCAACACGCAGGCGGGGAUGCCCUAUCGCUUCACCAUUGUCAACUUCAGCAAGCCCAACAGCCUCUACAAACGGGGCAUGCGCCCUCUCCUCUACUCGGAAGCAGACGCCAAGAAACACAACGUUGGCUGGCGGAGGACGGGAAACGAAAUCAAGUAUUACAGGAACAGCGCGGGCCGAGGUGGGCGGCAGUAUUUCUCACUCACUUGGACGUUCCAGUUCCCUCACAACAGAGACACCUGCUAUUUUGCCCACUGCUAUCCUUACACCUACUCCAACCUUCAGGACUACCUGGUAUCCAUCUCUAAAGAUCCGGUGAAGUCCAAAUUCUGCAAGAUCCACGUCUUGUGCCAUUCGCUGGCAAGAAACAUAGUGUAUGUUCUAACAAUCACCAACCCCCAUGAAGGUGACAAGGACACAAAGAGGAAGGCUGUGAUAUUAACUGCAAGGGUUCAUCCAGGGGAAACAAACAGUUCCUGGAUCAUGAAAGGCUUUCUGGAUUAUAUUCUUGGSAAUUCAGGCAACGCCCAAGUGCUCAGGGACAAUUUUGUCUUCAAAGUGAUACCAAUGCUGAAUCCAGAUGGUGUGAUCGUGGGAAAUCACCGCUGCUCUUUAGCAGGUCAGGACUUGAACCGCAAAUACAAAUCAAACCUGAAGGAAUUUUACCCUUCCAUCUGGUAUACCCGAAACAUGAUCAAAAGAGUGAUGGAGGAACGUGACAUUAUUCUGUAUUGUGAUCUCCAUGGUCACAACAGGAAAAAGAAUGUCUUUGUAUAUGGUUGUGAAAGAAAGCAACAAGCAAAAGCACCAACUUUGCAUCCACGGGUCUUUCCACUCUUGUUGAGCAAGAUCUGCCCAGAUAAGUUCUCAUUCCCAGACUGCCGUUUCAAAGUACAAAAGAGUAAAGAAGGCACAGGGCGAGUUGUGAUGUGGAAGAUGGGGAUCAGCAACAGCUACACUUUGGAAGCCUCCAUCUGUGGCUCUAAGUUGGGCCAGAGACAAAGCACCCACUUCAACACAAAAGACUUAGAGUCAGUAGGACACCAUUUCUGUGAUGCUCUCUUGGACUACUGUGUUCCUAAUAUGAAGUAUUACCUGUGCCUGAAGGAACACGAGGAAAUGGUGAAACAGCAAGCUAAGCUGAACUCUGAGGGCCUGAAUUCUGAUGUGUUAGACAGGGAUUCCAGCAGCCAAACUUCUGACAGCUCCGAUUCCUGUGAUCUUGUUGCACCCCAGCUAAAACUAGGUACUAAGAACAAACCCAAAACAUCAGGAGAACAUUUUCACAGGAUUGCCAAGGAGAGAAGUUAUGAAGGCAAAAAUGCUCAAGGCAUUGAAACGUUUCAGGAACUUGAUCCAGUAGGCAGAGACUUUAUCUGGAAUACUGUCUCCCAGUCUACAGAAAACUUUAUAUCCCCAAAUCCUUUUCUUUCUCCUACCACAUUUCAAAAAACAUGCCAUGCAAGUGGUAGAGGAGGAGUUAGGACAGUCUCUGCAUGUCGUCCUCUGAAAACAGAGAGCAGGUCAAGGGAGAAGGAAGAAAAGAUCCAGCACAGAGUAAAAUUGCCAAUUACAACCUCUGUGAAGCAAGCAGGAGGGUGCCUAAGCUCUAAGAGACUUCCCUAUGGUGCUGAAAGUAUUCAUGAAAAGCCAUCUAUGUCCCAGGAGCCAAAAAAAAGUGCUGUAGUCCUGGCUACAAGAGAGAAUUUUCAUUCAUCCAGCUUUAAUCUCAUCUCCCAGAAGAUGAAGAAAUUGGAAAGCAAAAGUGUCUGCAACUCUUCAGAGAAGACAUUUCAAUAUGCAAAAGGUCAUGAUUCUAAUGCAAAAAGCAGUUCAAGUAAGGAAGAAAGGAAGAUGAAGGAGAGGCUCUCCUCAAAAGCCACAAGGCCCAGCAAAAACAAGACAGCAACAGCAAACCAAGAUGUAAAUUUUAAGAAGAAUAAUUCCGAUCAGAUUCAAAAUGCAUUGCAGUUCUUUCCACCCUUAUUGCCUGAAGCAAAGGGCAAACAAUCUGCUACAAAAUAYCAGGAUGUAUUUUGGAACUUCAGUUCUUCAAACAAUGAAGGCAUCUGAAAAAGUGUCAUAUAUGUGUGACUUGCCUGAACAAUUCUUAAAACUCUGAUUACAGAUUAUGUCUUUGCCAGUGAGGGUAUAGAUAACCAGAGAAGCCAAAGAUUUUCUUGCUUUUCCUUUCUGAGAAAAAAAAAUUACAGUUCACACACAGUUGGGUAAUGAGCACAUAAG